This is a messenger RNA of Temnothorax curvispinosus, 2343 nucleotides long. RefSeq names its product serine palmitoyltransferase 2 (gene lace). NCBI's taxonomy places the organism in Eukaryota, Metazoa, Arthropoda, Insecta, Hymenoptera, Formicidae. Gene Ontology annotation, molecular function: serine C-palmitoyltransferase activity; pyridoxal phosphate binding. The record is from RefSeq and is a predicted model, not a curated record. Gene Ontology annotation, biological process: ceramide biosynthetic process; sphingosine biosynthetic process. Gene Ontology annotation, cellular component: serine palmitoyltransferase complex. The transcript is spliced from 10 exons. The coding region runs from base 335 to 2050 and encodes 571 amino acids.
GUACGGAAGGAGCUUAUCUUUCGGACUGCGGCGCGCGCAGGCGCCCAUCGACGACGUGUAUCGCCACCGCAUCACGACCACCGCGGCGCCCACGGCCAAACGCCGAACGCCGUAUAUACACCGCGCUACGGCUACACGGUGGUGUGGUGAGUGGUUUGCGAGUAGCGAGACUAGCGAGUGGUGACUGGUGAGUGGUAGCGACAAGCACGACGACGCAUCGCGACGUUCGCCGUCCGUCUCGUCGUGCUAUUGGUUCCUCGGCUCGGACUCUCUAGCGCCGUGCGCGAAGAUCACCGUUGGCGAAAACCAGCGGUCGGCGAGCGAUUGAGUGUGGAUGAUCGAGCCGACGACGAUGACCACGAGGUUGCGUGCUGACAGCACGUGGAACGAAGGAGCGUCGGCAAACGCCGAGAAGCAGACGCUGCCGUCGCUACUGUCGACGCUGCGGAACGGCUUAACCUCGCGCGGCGUUGAGGAUACCGGCAAGAUUAACGGUUACACGCUGACGAGCAAUGGCCACGUACACUCUACCCACGGUCCGACAAAAGCGGAAUUACAAAAACCACCACGGUCGAGAGAAUCCUUUGAAAAAGUUCCAUUCAUCACAGCGGCGCUUACACACCUCGGUUUUUAUAUUCUCAUGUUCCUGGGAUUUAUUAAUCAGUUAUUCUUUGUUCCGAAGAUUGCCACCGAAAAAAAUAGAGAAGGAUAUGCUCCGCUGUACGACAAUUUUGAGAAAUUUUAUCUCAAGUACGUCUACAGACGAGUGAGAGAUUGUUGGAACAGGCCGAUUUGUUCUGUUCCUGGCGCAACGGUCACAUUAAAAGAUCGAGUAACUCACGAUUACGGAUGGACGUUUCAAUUUACUGGAACUGAAACACAGUGUAUAAAUUUGGGCUCUUACAAUUAUUUAGGAUUUGCCGAAGCGAGUGGUAAGUGCGCCGACGAGAGCAUCAAAACGCUCAAGAAGUUCGGUUGUGCCAGUUGCAGCACGCGUCUUGAAUUAGGUACCAUGCCGAUACAUGAUGAACUAGAAAAGUUGACUGCAAAAUUUUUGGGAGUGGAAGACGCCAUAGUAUUUGGAAUGGGAUUUGCCACAAACUCAUUAAACCUACCUUCCUUGGUCAGCAAAGGUUGUCUGGUUCUUAGCGACGAGAAGAAUCAUGCUUCGCUUAUUCUCGGACUACGACUAUCUGGCGCAGUGACACAGAUCUUCAAGCAUAAUAACGUGAAGCAUUUAGAGGAAUGUUUGAAGAAGGCUAUUGUCUCCGGGCAGCCGAAAACUGGCGAACCUUGGAAGAAAAUAGUUAUCAUUGUUGAAGGCGUUUAUUCUAUGGAAGGUUCAAUCGUCCAUUUACCCGAAAUAUUAGAGUUAAAAAAGAAAUACAAAGCCUACCUUUAUGUGGAUGAGGCACAUAGCGCGGGAGCCAUGGGAAAAAAUGGGAGAGGAGUUUGCGAUUACUACGGUAUUGACCCGCGCGAAGUAGAUAUACUCAUGGGAACAUUUACGAAAAGCUUUGGCUCGGCGGGUGGAUAUAUAGCUGGAACAAGAACAUUGAUAAAUCAUAUAAGGAUAUAUGGUCAUGCGCAUACGUACGCGGCAUCGAUGUCCCCACCUGUUACGCAACAAAUUAUCACGUCGAUGCGAAUUAUUGCAGGAGAAGAUGGCACAGAUGCUGGUGAAAAACGUAUCAAACAGUUGGCUAAGAAUACGAGAUAUUUUAGACGCAGAUUGAAUCAGAUCGGAGUUAUAAUUUAUGGAAACGAGGACUCGCCCGUUGUGCCUAUGCUAGUUUACUUAUUCUCUAAGAUCGGCGCAGUGAUCCGUACUCUGACGACCCGUAACAUAGCAACCGUCGGCGUUGGAUUCCCAGCAACGCCGUUGAUGGAGGGCAGAAUUAGAUUUUGUCUUUCAGCCGCACACACAAAGGAACAAUUAGAUUAUGUAUUGUCGCAUAUUGAGGAGAUUGCGGACAUGUUAGGAUUAAGAUACUCGAGGAAACCUCGCACUCCUACGAAAAUAGAAUAUUCCGACAGCGAAGCAGAAUGACCUACCUCGUAGAGUAAUGAAUCGUUAGAUAAUACGUUUCUUUGACGGGUCAAGAUAGCUGAAAAUUUUAAAUAUCGCCAUAGCUCCAAAUAUAGUUCAUCGCAUUGUACAAUACAUUAAAUGAGAAAGCUACAUAUAUUAUGAUUAUUACAAGAAUAAGCUAAUGCUUAAGUAAAUUUCUCAUUAAAAAUAUACGAGUGUAAUGAUUUAUACAUGAAGUUAAGAAAUAACUGGAGGACGUAUAAUAUGGGCAGGCUAAACCAGAUAAAUGCAAGGAAAGAAGGGGAAUGAGA